CUAACUUCACUUCCUCCCAUCACUGCCGCAUUUCUUCUUACAUUUAUAGAUUCGCUCUGAUAAGUAAAAAGAACUUUUCGAUCAUCACCAAUUCAGAAUGAGAGCUAAGUGGAAGAAGAAGCGUAUGAGGAGAUUGAAGAGGAAGCGCCGAAAGAUGAGGCAGCGAUCCAAGUAAAACCGUAUUUCGCCCUAAUCGAACCGAACCGAACCGCAUCUUUAGGUUUAUGCUUUAAGUUCUAGUUUAAAAUUUCAGCGACAUCUGAGUAGUGUUUUUGCCCUAAUGGCACUGAAUUGAGAUUCUGAUAUCCGUUUUUUUGUUAUAAAAUUAUGCUACUUAUUAUUCGUGUUGUUUUUUUGCUCUAUUUUAUUUACGUUGCUUUUUAUAUCUGAUUUUGAGUUUGUUGAUGUGGAGUAUUGGCUCUUGGCCUGCUAGCUAUUUGUUUUUAAUAAUCUGCAUCCAUAUAUUCGCGGUAACCUCAAAACAAGAAAUGUUGGUAUAGAUCGUUAACUAAAUGUAAUAAUUAUAUAUGUAUUUGUUUUAGUGUUUAUAUAAUUUUAAGAUUUCAAUUAAAGAUGUUUACAGUUUCUGCUUGGGGAAGAUUGUUUUGCUGUUUGAAAAGUGCUAUGAUUAGUGGACUGGUGGAUUCGUUUGGUUCAUUAUCAGGUGCAGUUACUUAUUGAAAAGAUACAAAACUGAGAAAUUAUUUUAAUUUUGACCUGAACUUUCAGUGAUGUCCAGAACAAUUUGGACUUGAGACCGAUACCAUUGUUAAUGAAAUUUGCGACCUGCGUAGUGUAGUGUGGAUGCUAGGCAACUGAGUUCCUGGACCUUUUUCAAUUGUGGAUUAUAACUUCAAGGAACGCUAGGAAAAUAAACCAUAAUAUACCAGAAAAGGAAAAUGAUCUAUGCUCCUCCAGAUGUUAGCUCGUUUGGUGUUCCCAUGGUGCACUUUUUGGCAAUGAUGAUAUGAUAAUGUCAACUUGGAGUUGCAGGGUUGUAUGACAUUGUUGUUUUAUGGAAGGUUGGAACUUUGGUUAUUAUCAUUGAGUCAAACAUGGAUGUUAGCCUAUGCUUUGGUAGUAUUGGAAGUGUUUUUAAGUUCGCUUCUCUCUACAAUUUUACUGCCAGAAUGCUAUGUCCCGAGUGAUUAUUUUAUCGUUUAGCAUUGAUUGCCUUAUAUGUCUUGCAUUUGAAGUGGUUGUUGCAUCAUUCAUGUGUUUUCAAGGCUUACCAACUAAAGUUUGGCUCAUUAGUGCCUGAUUUCGGCGGAACUGAUAUUUCCUUUGUAUUGGCUAAGUCAGUGUCUGAUUCUCUAACAAUAUCUACGGUACUAAAAGCACUUUGGGUGCUGCAUAGUGGCUUAAUUUGGGAGAGGUUAGUUUUGUGCCAUUGCUGCUCUCUUCUGGAAUUUAUAGAGUCCACAAUCUUACGAGUGUUUAAAGAUACAUCGAAUAAGUAAAUUUCUAAUUUAACUGCUCAUGAUAUAUGUCUGUUGCAUCGUGUCUGGUAUUUAUUUAGAUGGAUGCGGGUAGAGGGGUUUGUUAAUCUUUGUGUUUUGAAGUUGAACAGUGGACUUCUUGGUCAUAAAAUACAUAAGAAAGUUCUUUGUAUGACUACUUGAUUCUGCAAAAAUAAAGAAGCGGGUGGUGCUCCUUGUCAUAAUUCCUGUUCAUUUAGCUCUGCUUAAUUUCUAUGUUUACUGAUUGGUUCUGCAUCGAAACCACCUGUAGCUAGACCUUUUCCCUUCGAGGAAUUGGGAACCCAUCGAGGGAGUGAAAUAGCCCCGAUUUUUGCCAGUUUUCUCUAAGCAAUGCGCUUUUGUUGUAUUUGAUGCACUUGAUAACCCAUGUCGAAUUCUCUUGGAGUAAGGUUGGUGUCCUACCUUGCGACAUAUGCGUCGAGUCAAAUAUUUAACAUUUUAAUCAAUCUCUCAUAACUUGCAAAACAUCCAUGAAAUACGAGUUGGAAGUUGUUUGGAUUCAUAUCAAUAGUAAAAAUUAGAAGAAUGGCUCAGAUGUCUGAGCAAGCUGAAGAUCAAAUUGAAUGCCUGUAUUUUUGAGUUACCUCGAGACUAUUAGAACUUUCUGUUCUAGUUAAAUCACCCCUUUGUCCUUGUUGUUUGUUACUCUCCUUUUCACUACUAUUUUGACUUGUACUACUUUAAAUGGCCCUAUAAAUGUAGUUGACACCGUAAUUCUUACUACCACUUAUAUCGGAAGGAUAUAUAUACAUAUUUAGACUAAAGAUAACUAUUUGCGGCUUGACAGUUUUAAAACAGAUUUUCCUACUAUUAGUAUAAAUAAAAGUGUGAACUGAACCUCUCAGGGGUUGAUUGGUUGGAAAGAAUUUAUUUCAGGAUUAAUUAUCCCAGGAAUAGUUAUUUACCUUUCCAUUGGGAUAAAAAAAAUAUUAUAAUUCCGGGAUAAUUAUACCGUAAUUUUCUACCAACCAAACAUGGCAUAAACUCUUCUUAAAUUUAGUCUUGAGAUUAAUUAUUGUUUAUCCUCUCAAGAGCCACAAUUUUCUGUUAGCGAUACUCCCAUGUACCAUGUCACCCACAUACAAAAAGCUAAGAACACGAAGAGAUCCCAAAUAAGGACCUCAUUUAGUCUGACAGUUUCAAACUUCAAAAAUUUGUGUCGGCUUGGCAAUGCAAAAAACUUGAGAAAACGUCUGAAGUUUGCCUAGACAAUCUAUCUGAAGUUUGAACUUUGGACUAUCAACCAAAAGAUCGAUAGUUUCCAUUAUGAACAACCCCAACUUAGUCUUGGUUCAUGAAUAUUAUGGUAUUUACACAUGAGCUAAGAAAUUUCCUGGCAUUGCAUUCAUUAGGUUUGGCUGCUUUUGUGGAAUAUUUGAUAGAUACUAUGCCCUGUUUGACAACUUUGAAGGCAAAAAUAAAACUUGACUAAGGUUUCUUGUGGCUAGCACGACUUAAUAGGAAUUAUUUGUCCAUAUUUUCUUGGAGUCUGCAUUCAUCCACUUUUAAUAAUUCCUAGUAAUAAUAGUUCGGGAUGAGCACAGUACUACCUAAUGAAGGACGUCAGUACUUCAGAUUUUUAUAAACUUAAUUUGAUUAAGCUUUGGCUUUUUUUAUAACUUCAUUCUGCUAAACCAUGUCAAUCACACACUAGGGACAUUCUCUUAAUUCCGAGUUAGGGAAUGAGAAAAAUGCAAUACAUCGUCUCUCAUUGAUAAAGAUAAAAUACUAUGCAUAAAGUUAAUUGUUAUAUAAAAAAUAUGGUACUAAUCUUCUAUUGCAUUGCAGGAAAUAAUAAAAUUCGCAGAAAAUCAACAAAUCACUACUUGUCAUCACUUGGACUAGAACGAAACUAAAGAUCAGAGAUUCAUAUAUGGACCCCAUCAUAUAGAAAUGAGCACAGGGAGAAAAAUGAAUAAAAUAUCAAAUACCUUGGUGUAAAAUAAGAAAAAUAAAAUGCUCUCUUCUCAUGCUCUCGGCGCAAGUUAGUUAACCUGCGUCGGUGUGGAUAUCUAUGGCAGGAGGACGCGGUGGAAGAACAAAGAAAGUACCCAUAGUCACCUUUGGAAGCUCUGUCGGUGCACACAUGCAACCAGAAUCAACAAAUUUGGAAACUGAGUUAAUAACACCAACACAUCUGAGUAAAGUGAGGAACCCUAACGAGGCUUGGCGGUCUUCAACUCCAAUAGGAGCUGCUAAGAAGCUUCAAUUGAGUUCAGAUUUUACAAUUGAGAAGCGGAAUGGGGCCGUAGAAUCAUCAAUUGAGCACGAUAGCACAACUAUUGAAGCUGUGGUGCAGGAACCCAAUGAAACAGUACUGAAACAGGGCACUGAUCCAAUUGCUUCAAUACAGGAGAAGCCAACACAGCCAUGGGUGAACUUAUUUUCUAAGAACAAAACUAUGGAAAACGGUAUGGCUCUUUCCUAUAUAGCACCUCAAAUAGUUAAUGGAAAGAUUGUGAUCCAACUAGAAAAAGAGGAAGUGGAACGAGAGACCGGAGAGUGGAGGGGAUCCUUAAUUGCUUAUGUAAUUGUGAAUUGCUCAGGGUAUAAUGCUAUGCGAAGAUAUAUCGAUCAAAAGUGGAAUAACAUUACAAGUCCUGAUUUGUUCAUGCAUGACGAAGUGUAUUAUAUCAUCAAAUUCCAAACUAUUGCUGAUAUGCACGAAAUCCUGUACUCUCGCCCAUAUACCAUCAAUAAUCGACCCAUCAUUUUGAAGCCAUGAUGUAACGACCUGACCGGUCAUUUUGAGAGUUGUAGCCUCGU
Molecule: messenger RNA, 4247 nt
Organism: Nicotiana tabacum (common tobacco)
Lineage: Eukaryota; Viridiplantae; Streptophyta; Magnoliopsida; Solanales; Solanaceae
Source: RefSeq, a predicted model, not a curated record